CUAGCCUCUCAAGAGCCGGACGCGAACUGUCCUCAAAUUGUUGGUCCUUGCUCUCCUGCUGCAUUUAAUUCGUGUCAAGAAAACUUAGAAAAGUGACCAUGUCAACAAGCACGAAUCCACAUGCUCACCAACAUCCGCAUGCCCAAAGCACGAGUCAUAAUCCAUGGGGCAGCACAAGUGGCACAGGACCCCUCGGUACGUCCCUCACAGACACCUUCGGGCAGUCCAGGACGCAUUACCAACCAGGCUACAUGAUGUCCGUGGCGCAACAUAAUGUCAUGUCCCCCAGCGCACAAAAUACUGAUGAAAUCCCCGUCGUGCAGACCAAGGCGAAGAUCAACAAGGGCUUGUCUCGUGGUGCCUCGCAUUUUGGUGCUGAGUCGAUGUUUGAGAGCUCGAGCACGCAAAGGCAGACAUUCACAGACAUGGACGCGCCACCAACCAGUUCAGUCAAUGAUAUAUUCCGUGAGGGGUCUUCUUUUGGCGAGUCCCAACGGGCAGUUCUACCUCCAUCGCGCCCCUUCUCCCUCUCAAACACGUCCACGCUAAACGCAUCGCAAUCCAAAAACCAUAGCCAAUCAAGCACCCCAAUCCAACCGACCUACAUCAUCGUCUUCGGCUAUCCGCCAGACAAAUAUUCCCUCACAGUUGAAUAUUUCCGCUCCCUUGGCGCGAGCACCGAACCGGAGCCUAAUACAGAGAUCGUGAACGCGUUUAGAAUCGGGUUCCGUGACCCUGGGGAAGCAAUGCGUGCGGUCAGGAGAAAUGGUGAGGUUUUAGGGGGGACUUGGAUGGUGGGCGUUAAAUGGGCUGACUCUGCUCAAGACCUCACACUCCCCCGCGCGCCUGAUUUCACGGCGUCGACUUCCCCACCGCGAGUGCAAAUUCAGAUUUCACAAUCGCAUUCGGAUGGAAAUGCGAUGGUGGUGGAUAGCACUGCUACUGUUGGGACGCCGAUCAAGCUUGCGCCGUCUGUGGCUGCUUUUCGUAAAGCCCCUGCGCCGACUCCCCAGAAAUCUGCGCAUGCUUUGCCCGUACCGAUCAUUAAUGCAGAGCAGAGUCCUGCUAGGGGCGUGCUUGGGCAGGUUGGGGAUUUGUUAUUUGGAUGGUAGUGCCGUUCGAUGACAUUUUUGCUCUUGUAUGAGCGCGCUUUAGUUUUUGGGAUAUCUUUAGAUGCAUAGAUAUUAGGGAUGCGUCUUCGGAUUUUGUGAGUGUGUGAUGGACUUGCAAGGUGCUUCGUUGAGACAGACUUGGACGAACAUUCACUGCGGAAACGAGAUUUUAGCCAGACCGGGAUAGAGUGGAGUUAGCAAGCUUAUGUAGAUAAUAACUCGAACCUGCAAAGAAAAUAUGUC
Suillus clintonianus is the source of this 1355-nucleotide messenger RNA. RefSeq lists its product as uncharacterized. Bases 99 to 1112 code for a protein of 337 amino acids. The transcript has 6 exons. NCBI's taxonomy places the organism in Eukaryota, Fungi, Basidiomycota, Agaricomycetes, Boletales, Suillaceae. Gene Ontology annotation, molecular function: phospholipid binding; structural constituent of nuclear pore; single-stranded DNA binding. Gene Ontology annotation, cellular component: nuclear pore central transport channel; nuclear pore nuclear basket; nuclear membrane. Gene Ontology annotation, biological process: regulation of DNA-templated transcription; nuclear pore organization; NLS-bearing protein import into nucleus. The record is from RefSeq and is a predicted model, not a curated record.